CCUAUUGGUUCUCCUGUGACCGGAAGUAGACUGCUACCCACUCUUUGCUCUGUGCUCCGUGGCGCUCUGUAAGCAGAAGCUGCUCUCGGCUGCUGGUUUCGUGGGAAACAUUUCCGCUUCGAGCACAAGCAGACAUGGACGAACGCAAAACCAGCUGAUUGUUGGAACAAAACGGAGCCAUGAAACGCCAGCAAAGCGUCACGUUUUAGACGAAUACUUUGUGCGAUGUGAGCAGGAGGAUCGCGAUGCAGACUUCACAGCUGUAGGUCGCAUGCGGACGUGAUGCCCAGGCGGGGGUUCCCCUUGCAGGGCCGGGUCCGCUGGCUCCUGCUGGCCCUCUUCCUGCUCCUGGUGCUGCUGCUAUUCGCCUACCUGCUGGAGUGCACGCCGCCGGCCGACGCCAGUCAGACGCUGCCUGGCGCGGCGGGCGAGCCCUUCGGCAGGGAGUACUACCAGGCGCUGCUGCAGGAGCACGAGGAGCGCCACCUGAGCCGCGCCUCCAGCCUCAAGCGGCAGAUCGCGCAGCUCAAGCAGGAGCUGCAGGAGAUGAGCGACAAGCUGAAGCUGAUGCAGGAGAAGAAGGAGCCGCUGGGCGUGCAGGGCCUGGGCGAGACCCGAGACCAGGAGCCCGGUGACCUGCUGGAGUUCCUGCACUCCCAGAUCGACAAGGCCGAGGUCAACGCCGGGGCGCGGCUGCCCAGCGAGUACGCCCUGGUGCCCUUCGAGAGCUUCACCUCCUCCAAGGUGUACCAGCUGGAGAUGGGGCUGACCCGGCACCCGGAGGAGAAGCCGGUCCGCAAGGACCGGCGGGACGAGCUGGUGGAGGCGGUGGAGGCGGCGCUGGACAUCAUCAACAACCCGGACGAGGAGGACGGCGUGGAGGAGGACGUCCCCAUGCAGAGGCAGACCUACGCUGACAGCCACUUUAUGGAAGGCCUGUACAGGACGGAGCGAGACAAAGGGACGCUCUACGAGCUUUUCUUCGCCAAGGAGGACUCCAGCAGCUUCCGACACGUCUCGCUCUUCCGGCCGUUCGGGCCGAUAAUGAAAGUCCGGAGCACAUCGGUGGAGACGCUGGGGAUGAUCAUCAACAUCAUCGUGCCGCUGGCGGGCCGAGUCGACACUUUCUCACAGUUCUUACAAAACUUCAGGGAGGUGUGUGUUCAGCGGGACAGGCAGGUCCAUCUCACCGUGGUUUAUUUUGGACAGGAAGGUCUGCAGGAAGUGAAGUCAUCGCUCGAGAAAAUGUCCAGAGAGGAGACUUUCUCUAAUUACACUCUGAUCCCGGUGGACGAGGAGUUUUCUCGCGGCCGCGGUUUGGACAUCGGCGCCAACGCGUGGAAGAACGGCGACGUCCUGAUGUUUUUCUGCGACGUGGACAUUCGUUUCUCCCUGGACUUCUUGAACACGUGCCGGCUCCACGCCGCUCCCAACAAGAAGGUUUUCUACCCGGUUGUGUUCAGUCUGUACAAUCCGGCCAUCGUUUACGGAAGCUUGGAGCUGGCUCCACCUAUUGAACAACAGCUGAUUCACAAAAAAGACGCUGGAUUUUGGAGAGAUUUCGGAUUUGGAAUGACCUGCCAGUAUCGCUCAGAUUUCCUAAACAUCGGCGGAUUUGAUCUGGAAGUGAAGGGCUGGGGCGUGGAGGACGUCCACCUGUACAGGAAGUACCUGCGGAGCGAACUGAUCGUGAUCCGGUCGCCGGUGUCCAACCUCUUCCACCUGUGGCACGAGAAGCAGUGCGCAGACGAGCUGACACCGGAGCAGUACCGCAUGUGCAUCCAGUCCAAAGCCAUGAACGAGGCGUCGCACCCCCACCUGGGCAUGCUGGUCUUCCGGGACGAGAUCGAGGCCCACCUCCGGAAGCAGGCCUUCAAAACCCAGAGCAAGACGGAGGCCUGAGGAAGAGGAAGAGCCGCCGCCGACAUUCCCAAAUGAGGCUUAAAGCUGCAGUACGCAAUUUUAUUAAAAAUAGGUUUUUACAUGUUUGAUAUGAGACAGAUAAUCUGUGAAAAGAUCAAUCUCCUCCACCUGAGCUACUAUUACUUUCUGAAGAAAUGCAUCAAAAACAACCAAUCAGAGCCAGUAGGAGGGGCUUAGCGCUGUCAAUCAUCGCAGUGUACGCACUGAUAAAUGUGCGAAUGAUGGAGAAAAAACUUGCUGUUGCAGUAAAAGGGCUAAUCCUCCGUCACUGUUGGCCAUGCUAACCAGCCUAGCAUUCAUGACGGAAGACAGAGGGGGAGGAUGAUUGACAGCGCUAAGACCCGCCUCCUGCCUCUGACUGUGUCAGGGAGAAGACGGAGAAGCAUUUUUUCUUCAGACCAUCUGUCUCUUAUCAAACUGUCACAACAUGAAGACAAUUUCAACAAAAAUGUGAAAAAAUAUAUCUUAAAGUUACAUACUGUAGCUUUAAAGGGGCGCCGCAACAAAAAAAUAUUUAAACCUGAUUAAUGGAAGAUGUGGCGGUGUACAGUGUACCAGUUAAUUAAUAGUGAUUAAUCGAUCCUUCUGCUUUUCUCUGCACAGCUGUAGACGGAUGAAUGUAGAAAAAUGUGAAACAAAGCCUUACGAUCAAAUCAGCAGUAUUUAACUCUGACAGGAAGACUUGGUGUUGUACAGAGGACCUUGUUUUGUUUCUGCGAAAUUUUUGAAAAUCGGUAAGCGUGACCUUGAAGGUCGGGGUUUUUUCGUCGUCUUCUUGCUGCUUCUGAAUGUGAAACAUUUCAGCUGCUUCUCAGACACGGAGAAGCAGCGUAGGCAGGCGGCACCCAGCGACGUUUGGAGAAAAUAAACGGAAAACCAGUUAGGGGGGAAAGAAAUCACAUUUCUAAUUUAUUGAGUAUGAGAACAACAGGAAGUUGCACUUUCUCUCAGCGGAGAUUAAAGUAUAUUCUGACCGUUUGAUUUUCAGAGGCCCAAACUACGAAGGAAGAUUUAUGGCUCGAUUCUUGGCACUACUGGUUUCCCGUAGAAAGCUGAACUUCUGAGUAUGAAGGCAUUUUAGUUCCAGACUAAGAUUAUUUUUUUUACUUAUGAGACUAAAGUUAUAAUGUUGGCAGAAUGUUUUCAAUGAGAUCAAAGCCUUGAUGUCAGGAUCUGACACGUAAUGGUGAUAAUUCUUUGAUGCUAAAGUGUUAAAAGAUUAUUUAUCUUUAAACCCAAAGUAUAACUUCACAAGAUUUUGACUUCAUUCUCGUACAACUUUUUUUUUCUCGCGUUAUUCCCACUUUGUUCUUUUAACACUAACUUUUUUUCUGGUAAUAUGGCUCUCGAAUUAUUCUGACUUUUUUUCUCACAAUAUUAUGACUAUUUUUUAAUUACAUUUUUUUCUUAGUCUGGCCUUAAGAUUUCAAAAGACUCGAUGUUGGUUACCUGAACUCGUCAUCGAUUUGUUCACCUGUUUUGGGAUCUUUAAGGAAUAUUUUACCAGUUAAUUGAGGGACUAAACUGAUCAAAUAAAAAUAAUUCGGUGCCUAAAUUUGUAUUUAUGGCAGAUUAUUUUUAAUCCACAACGUCAGAUUUGCACUAAAAUGUGGAUAGAAAUAUUUCUUCAUAGCUUCGGCCUCUGAUAGAGAACCUCUUGAUUUAUUUACAGAGUAUUACUAGGAAAAUGUCAGUUUUUGUUCAGACUGGCUGUGUGGAUAAAAAGGGAACAUUUUGUGUUUUUUAUUGUAGGAUUGUGUCAGAGUUUAAAUGCGUUGGACCAAUCAGAGGAUAAACUACGGCAUGCGGCUCACGCUGCUGUUUUUCCUCUGAAUCUGUUCCAGUCGUUCUUACAUGUAAAUACGUUCCAAACAUUUCAGACUCUACAUUGAACCUGCAGGUUCUAGAGGAAUAUAUUAACUGUUUUGCUUGUUUUAAGCUGAGAGGACGUUACAUAAACAGGUGCUUUGAUUGUCUUAAAUAUACCAGGUUGCUCCUGCGUUGCGUUCCGUCAUUAUUUAAAUAUUUGCUUAUUCUGCAGCUUUUUUAGGCCGUCUCAAAGUUUCCUGGCUUGACAGGAGAAACUAAACUUCCUCUUUACGUCUUCCUCUUGGCGGCACACCACGGUUAAAAGCUGAAUAAUAAAAACAAAUGAGCAAGAAAUGGAUUUAUUGUGACGAUUUGUCCAUGAAUAACUUACAUCCGACUGCAUAUAUUGGCUGUUCCUGUUCCGCCUCGGCCACUUGUUGUAUAUUUGCUAUAAAAAUGUAAUAUCAACCCUGUCAAGUGUC
This is a messenger RNA of Xiphophorus couchianus (Monterrey platyfish), 4214 nucleotides long. It is a transcript of the gene csgalnact2, whose product is annotated as chondroitin sulfate N-acetylgalactosaminyltransferase 2. Lineage: Eukaryota; Metazoa; Chordata; Actinopteri; Cyprinodontiformes; Poeciliidae. The coding region runs from base 283 to 1902 and encodes 539 amino acids. Gene Ontology annotation, cellular component: Golgi cisterna membrane. The transcript has 8 exons. The record is from RefSeq and is a predicted model, not a curated record. Gene Ontology annotation, molecular function: glucuronosyl-N-acetylgalactosaminyl-proteoglycan 4-beta-N-acetylgalactosaminyltransferase activity.